GAGAAUCUCAGGAACAGCUGACUCGGGAUAAGGGAAGAUUUACGAUAGUUUGGAAUUCGCGAAAGACUGAAAGACCGUGAUCUCGUUAGAUCCGAUUCGUUUUGGGGCGAGCGUACUCCACCCUCCGCGCAUGUUUCUCUGUCGAUCAACGUUUAUUUCAUUAUAACCGCAAGAGACGCGAAAGGCGGACACCGACAGCACGAGUUCCCGGGCAGCUGCACCGGCUGUAUCUUCCGCGCCGCGCGUCUCCCUCCCUCGCCACGUGUGACGCGUUCAGUUGCAUGCACUCUCUCGCUUUCGGGUGCAGAAGGUGUGGACGAGGGAGAGCGGAAGUGUUUCCACACGUCCGUGUAAACGCGUUGUAUUAACGCUCUCUCUGGGCGCGCGGACUGCAAGGAGAAACGAGAGAGAGAGAGAGAGAGAGCGCGAGGAGCGAAGAGGUGGGAUUCAUUACAAAAUAAGACCCGCGCGCUCUCGACGUUAAAGCCGACGUUUAAAGAUGGAAGCAAUGGACACGACCGUGAGCUCGCAUCCCAAAAGAAUGCACAACAGUUAUGAGGACGAAGAGGAGCGGAAGCACUUCCAGAGGAUCGUCUCCGCGUUCAGAUAUUACAAAACACACUCCCUGCUGAGAGUAAGAAAAACAGAGUCUUACUUCCUCAGCCUACCACAACAUCAUCAGAAGCUCCUGUUAAAGUACAGGGAGCACCUGCAGGAGGUCAAACGGUGUAUUGAAAACAACGACCAGAUCAUAAAGCUUAUAAUAAAAGACGUGGCUCAUAUAUUUGAAAAUGUAUGUCCAACCACUGCGCAGGUUGAUAAUAUGGGUUCGUUGCAGACACUAAAUCUAAGGCCUGUGAUGUCAGAUCAGGAGAAGGUGCAAGCUACCAUUAAGCAAUUGGUACGGGACUGGAGUGUGGAAGGUGCCGAGGAACGCAAAGCAUGCUAUCAGCCAAUCAUAGAUGAAAUAUUAUAUCAAUUUCCUUCGGAACAAUGUACGCCAUCGGACGUGCACAUCUUAGUACCUGGUGCAGGAUUGGGCCGUCUCGCCUUCGAAAUCGCAAAACGCGGAUACACCUGCCAAGGGAACGAAUUUUCCCUCUUCAUGCUAUUUGCGUCAAACUUUGUUUUAAACAAAUGUAGAGAUAUCAACUUGUAUCAAGUACAUCCGUGGGUACAUCAGUAUAUGAACAACUUGAAACCCGAGCAUCAGACGCAGGCGGUUUCCUUUCCCGACGUGAGUCCGAGCGAUCUUCCGGGAACCGCGCAAUUCUCUAUGACCGCGGGUGAUUUUUUAGAGGUUUAUACGGAAAGCAACCAUUGGGAUUGCAUCGCGACAUGUUUCUUCAUAGACUGUGCCAAUAACGUUGUACAAUUUAUCGAAACGAUUUAUAAAAUCCUGAAGCCGGGUGGCGUUUGGAUAAAUCUCGGACCGUUGCUAUAUCAUUUCAGCGAUUUGCCGAACGAAGAGUCGAUUGAGCCAAGUUACGAUGCUAUCCGCGACGUUAUUUUAGGCUUCGGCUUUGAAUUAGAGAAGGAACAGACAAAAGUGAAGACGCGUUAUGCCCAGAACAUAAACAGUAUGUUACAGUGUGAAUACAAUAGCGUGUAUUUCGUUUGUCGAAAACCUGACGAACAUGUAGACGGUGUGAAUCAUAAUCAGAAUGGGGGUGAAACUAAUAGUGCGCAAGAACAAGAAAACUGAAAAAAGCGUGGCGUUUUUCUUCUCGAAGAAAAAAAUGUGGAACGCUGAAAAGUUAUAAGUUUAUACAAGUUGCUUAAGUGCAGUAGUAUUUCACGAACUAUUGUGAUUACAUAAUAUCCAAGAUUUAUACUUUUUUUUUAUAUCUUUAUCUGUCUCAAUCUGUUCGAGUUUAAAGACUCAUUUCUUACAAGCAUGUUUUUCAAUGAUACUAUGAAAGACUUGUCUUCGUAACUUCAGUCUUUGAAGAUAAUAGACAAACUAUUUUUUUAAAAUUGAUUAAUGUACAACUGCAGACAGUAUCUAAUUUAAUUACAUUUUCCGUUCAUUGUCUCAUGAAUCGUUCAAUUAAAAUCAGAAGAUCAAACAUAUGUUUGACAAUGGUUUAUAAAUA
Molecule: messenger RNA, 2096 nt
Organism: Wasmannia auropunctata (little fire ant)
Lineage: Eukaryota; Metazoa; Arthropoda; Insecta; Hymenoptera; Formicidae
Product: UPF0586 protein C9orf41
Exons: 7
Coding region: 500-1705 (401 amino acids)
Molecular function (GO): S-adenosylmethionine-dependent methyltransferase activity
Source: RefSeq, a predicted model, not a curated record